Rodentolepis nana is the source of this 312-nucleotide messenger RNA. NCBI's taxonomy places the organism in Eukaryota, Metazoa, Platyhelminthes, Cestoda, Cyclophyllidea, Hymenolepididae. The record is from the annotation of a GenBank genome assembly.
AUGUCCCGAGCAGACGCUUACAAUGACAAGAUUUGCACAAGGGCUUUGCUUUCACCGUUUAUCAAUGUUCUCGGUUCGAAUCACGUUCUUUGUAUGGAAAAUAUGGAAAAUCAUGAUCCAGACGACAAGUGCAAUGUCCAUCGCAACUGUCCAGUUGAAGAUGCUGUGAGUAUCUUCUCGAGAAUGUCUGCGUACAAAAAAGUGGAGAGCUUUGAGGAGGAAACUUUGUGUCCCAUCUGCUUUGACUUUCUUCAACCACCCAUCCUUAGACCAAGUGAUUGCAACCACUACUUUGUCAAGACUGCCUACUAA